Eriocheir sinensis (Chinese mitten crab) is the source of this 5400-nucleotide messenger RNA. Its product is annotated as serine/threonine-protein kinase 11-interacting protein-like. Lineage: Eukaryota; Metazoa; Arthropoda; Malacostraca; Decapoda; Varunidae. Gene Ontology annotation, molecular function: histone binding. Gene Ontology annotation, cellular component: nucleus. The record is from RefSeq and is a predicted model, not a curated record.
GCCAAGAGUGAGAGGGAGGGUAAACAAGAAGCUGAGGACGGUCAUAUUUGUGUUCUUUUCUGCCCUUAUUAACCUUUCCUGGACUCGUGGCGGCCAUGGUGUUAUUGUUUCUCUGGUUUUAGCUCUACUGUGAGGUUAAAGAGGCGUGAACAAGACUUAAAGACUGACCCCAGACAAGCUCCAGAGAGUAAACUAACAGCCCCGCAGCCAUGGCCAUGAAGGAGGAGGCCCUGGAGCGUGUGUGCCGGCUCUCCCUGGCCCUCAAGCAGUCCGCCCACCUCCUCCUCCACCACCACCACCAUCUCGCCCUUGACACACAAACACUAGCGGAGGUGCAGGAGGCCUUCUCGCUGAUCCUGGAGAUGGAGCGGCACACCCACUUCCACGUCCUGCCGCCCAACCACCGCCAGCACCCCGCCAUCCCGCACCUCCAGAUGACCUACGACCUCCUGCAGAAAGUGGCGGGACUCAGACUGUGGCCCAGGAGAGACCAGACCCAGCAGCAGCACCAGCAGGUCAGCCUGAGGUGUUUCCGCAGCCUGCACUCCCUGGAGGUGAGCGGCGUCCCCAUCACCCGGCUCAGAGCACUCCAGGCCCUGCGGUCACAGCUGCGGCGCCUGGUGGUCACCCGCAGCCUCUCUGCCCUCACCCAGAUCUUUGUGGAGUGUGGGGCUGACCAGGCAGGAGAGUUUGUGUGGGAGCACCUGCUUGAGGCCAUCCUGUCCCACAACGCUCUGCAAGAAGGAUGCCUUGACGACUCUCUCAAGCUGCUGCCCAACUUGAAGGUUCUCGACAUCAGCCACUGCGGACUAACGGACGUGAGCCACCUGCGACACCUCCCCUCGUUAGCGUACCUGGACGUGAGCCACAACCACCUGGCGGCCCUCCCCCACCUCCCCCCCACCUCCUCCCCCGCCCUCCUGGUGCUGCUGGCCUCCCAUAAUGAACUGAAGGACCUCAAGGGUCUGCAGGUCAUGACAGGGCUGGAGGAGGUCAAUCUCUCCCACAACUUCCUGGCGACCCGACCUGACCUGGUUGCCCUGGCUGCCCUGCCCCGCCUCAGGUCGCUCGCCCUGGCUGGCAACCCUGUGACCUGUGACCUGGCCUACCGCAGAUCAACCGUCACCCUGCUGCAUCCUGCCAUUCAUGUUGGAGAGUUCAUCCUAGACAGCCUGCCUCUCUCCCUACAAGAACAGAUGUUGAUAGGCAGCCUCUCCUCCCCGCCUGACCUCCCCACCACCCCAUCUCCCCUCCCCAUCACUCCCCUUCAGUCCGCCCCCUCCUUGCCCCCCCAUCAACACCAAGGGAACGGCGAACAGCAGCAGCAGCAGGCUUCCUCGUCCCUCACCCACCAGGAGGUGCAGUGCAGGAGUGGGUGUGAUGAGCCCCCAGCCCCCCCUCCCCCCAGCCUGGCCGUAGAGUCCUCCAUCCCUCCUCUCCGUCCAGACACAGUCACUCAGGCCUUCGCUUCUCUCACGCACACGGCGGCGUCUCCCAGCGCUCGGCAAGAACAAAACGACCGACUCCUCGAGGAAAUACUUCAGGCCAAGACCCACUCCCCUACUCCCCCCCCACCCCUCCUACACCCCACCACUCCCCCACCACCCCAACUCCUCCUACUACUAAUGGUGCAUGAAUAAGGAGAAGAAGGAGAAGAGGAGGAGGAGGAAGAGGAGGUGGUGGUAGUGGAGGAGGAGGAAGAGGAAGAGGAGGGUUUUUACAAGUCACUCAAAGGGAAGGAGGAAGAGGAUAGUGAAGAAGAAGAAGAGGAAGGGGCCUGCCUCAUCCUAGCCCAGCGGAUGAAGGAGAAGGAGAAGGAAAAGGAGGAGGAGGAAGAAAAGACCAAAGAAGGAGGAGGAGGAGUUGAUGACGUAAUUCUCUCGGUGGCGUCAACCUAUUUCAAAGAGAAGCACGGAGUUACGACAAAGACCUUGUUUAGGUGGGAACUAAGAAAUGUGGAGAAAGUGGAGGAGCUUGACACCACCAACACCUCCGCCAACACCACCACCACCACCACCACCGCCAAGAUGACCUUUGACACCACCCGACCCACACACCGAACCCGAGUCUAUGCGAUGGAGACCGAGGACUUUGCGAGGCUCCAGUCUGCCCUCAACUCCACCCAGCAGUUGACGUGUCGGAAUUGCCUGAGCCAGCUGUCGCCCUCCCAAGCAGAGAACAACCUCCUGUGUCCGAAUUGUAGCCGCAGACAGCCCCCCCUCGCUGCCCCUCCACUCACCUCCACCCCCCUACAUCACCUCCACCCACCACUACAGCGAGAAGACUCCAGCGAGGGGGUGAGCGUGUGCACAAUCAGCAGCAGCAGCAGCAGCGACAGCGGCAACGACAGCGGCAGCAGCAACAACAACAAUAACAGCAGAGGAGGAGGAGGAGGAGGAGGAGGGGGUCGACCUCCACCUUUCUGCCCCUCCCCCUCCCCCUCCCCCUCCAAUGGCAGGAGAGAGAGCGAUGUGGAGGUGAUAAGCAACCCGUCCGUGUCCAGCAUUGAGGUGUUGAGCGAGAAUAAUAAGGAUAACAAUGGUAAUGGUGGUGGUGGUUGGCCCCCUCACCCCCCCACUGCCUCCCACCAACCCCCCAGCACCCAGGAUGGCCACCCCCCUGCCCCCCCACACCCCCACCAGGACCCCCAGUUCUCGACCAUGCAGGAAAGCAGUUCAUCGGGGUCCAUGACGGGCAGCGUGUGCACCGCCUACGAGAGAGGGGGGGUGGGGGGCCCUCCCUCCCUCCCCCUAACCCCCCACCGCACCCCCCAACCUCACCCCCCCUCCUCCCCCCUCGCUCUCCCUCCGAACUUGGACGCGACGGACGGGGCAUCGGAGCUCUCUAGCACACUCUAUUUUUCUGCUGAAGGAUCACUAGGGGGGUCCGCUUCCCCCCUGCCGGACCCCCCUCCUCUUCACCCCGCUUCCGCCAGCAGUGGUGGGGAUACGUUCAAGGAAGCGGGAGAAGAGGAGGAAGAGGAGGGAGGAAUAGGACCAGCAGGAGGAGGAAGACUGGUCAGCAUCUCUCCGUGGGUUGAAUCCCUCCUCCAUACAUACACAGGGUAUCACUGGAGAUGGUGGGAGGACUUAGACGCGGAGGAAGAAGAGGAAAGAGAAAAGGACGAAAAGAUGAAAAACGGAGACAGAAAAAAGAACACAAAAACAAAGAAGAAGAAGACAAAGAAAGAAGACAAGGAGGACGAAAAACACACCAAAAAUACGAACCAAUCUAACCAAAGUAAACAAACAAAUCAAGACCAAGACCGAGAGUUCCUUCACACCAACAGAUCCACGACAACAACAACAACCUCCUCCAAUGCCAUGUCUUCCUCCACCUCCUCCUCCUCCUCCUCGUCAUCCUCCUCAGGUAUGCGAGGGAGGAGGCACAAGGACAGGUAUGGGUCGCUAACAAGGCCGCACAACCCCAUCACUUACAACUACGAGGACUUCACGGAGGUUGACCACAGGCUGAAGCUGCAUCUCGAGGUGGUGCUGUUGGUUGAGCCUGACGAACACCUCCUCGGGCUGGUGAAGGCGGUGAUGGUGGUGGCUGGCGGCAGGCGCGAGUUUCAGGGUCUGUUGGUCUUCUCCUCAAAAAAGUAUUAUCUGAUGGAAAUUAUUGGGCCUGAAGAUGACACCCCCCAGAGCUGGCUGGACGAGGUGCUGCGGGGGGAGAUGGGGGGCCUGGCGGGGGUGUACAGCCUCUACCAGCGACAGGGGGUGGCUCUCUCCCUCGCCCCCUCCUCCCCCACCUCCCCCACUACCUGUCUCCCUCCCCCAUCAAUUCUCUUGGUGUGCCUUGCAGACUCCCACCGAGCUAACUGCUUCUUCAACUUCCUAAUGGAGGCUUUGGGGGGGCAGGGGCUGACGCCAACCCUAGUGGAGGCCGCCCCCAGCCAAGAAGAAGGGGUGCUGGCGUUGCUGGAGGAGGCGAGGGAGGAGGAGGAGGAGGAGGAAGAGGAAGAGGAGGAGGAGAAGGCAACUGCUCCUACUCUGUUUGCUGUUGUGUCACUUCUUCAAGGUGGAGGUUGCAGUGAGAGCCAGUACCUGCUGAUUAACGAGAAGGAUCUGAUUCUCUACCUGGCGGACCUUACCUGGUACAUGCCCUCCACUCCUGCUACUGCUGCUGCCUCUACGAAAUUGACUACCACAGCCGCUCAGAAGAUUCACAAUGUUACGGCUAUUGAGGUGCACACCCCCCACCACCUCUCCAUACACUACCUGGAUGAGUUGAGUCAGCUGGAGACAAACUGGCACCUGCACGUGGCCACGCCCCUCGUGUGUUACCAGAUCAUCGAGGCUGUGCGCGCUCCCUGGUCUGACAUCUUCGCCGUUGACCUGCAAGUGACUCGACAUACUCAGGAGGUCACUAGUGGUUGAUGUGUAUGUGUUUGUUUUGUGUGUGGGUGUGCAAUAUAUGUGAUGGGUGUGAAGGGGGAAGGGGGGGGGGGGGAGGGGGGGGGGGUUAUGUGAGGGAUAGGUAAUUUUUAUUUUUUUAUUUAUGUAUUUAUUUUUUGCUGUGAGUCCUUAUAGACUAUUCACAUUAACCCAGCAAAUAGGCAACACUCAUGACAGGAAAUCAUUUACCAGUGAGAUUCAGCCUUUCCUAGCAUCGACCAAUCGCAGGCAGCCUUAGUUGGAUAGGGGGCGUGGCCUUUCUUUUAUUUAUUUAUUUGUUUAUUGUUAUUUUUAUUAUUAUUAUUUUUAUUAUUAUUAUUAUUAUUAUUAUUAUUAUUAUUAUUAUUAUUAUUAUUAUUAUUAUUAUUAUUAUUAUUAUUAUUAUUAUUAUUAUUUAUGUCCUGGCCUAUUGCACCAGUAGACCGGCAUGGUGCAGACAAGUGUUUAUAGUGGCGCCAUCUAUUAUUGUGGUUGUGGAUUAGCCAAUCAUAGAUACUUGGUGGAGAAGGAGGAGGGGCUUAAUUUCUCAGUUAGAGUGAAUAGUACAGGUGGGCACCGUUAAUCAAAAAGUCAACUCUGUUAACUGUAAAUCCAUUAACCAAAAAAUUAACUUUGAUGACCGUUAAUCAGUUAAUUCUUUAAAAAAUGUAAUGGAAGUUAUCGAUAAAUCAUUAACAUUAAUUUUUAUUAUAGAAAAAAACAAAAAAUCAGUUCUUGCUCUAAAACCACCUAAAAAUGCCUUUAAAAAGUGCCAAAACUAUAAAAUCAGACUUUUUGGGUGUUUUUAAGGGCUGUAGAACCCCAAAGCUACAGUUUUUUUGCUUUAGAGUUAAAAAAAAAGGCUGAUUUCAUAGUUUUGGAUCUUUUUUAAGUUUUUAAAGGCUUUUAGAGCCAGAAAAGGGUAAAAAAAAAUUAAAUGAAACAAUAUUAGUAAUAAACUAAUUUUUUUUUAUUGAUAAAGUGGCCAAAAGAAAAAAAAAAUAAUAAAAAACAAGAUAUA